CUACCUGCGACCGUGUAUCUCGACAUUGACUUCGAGCGACGAUCAAACGACCAUCUCCGCACCGGCCACCGAUCCGCGUUUAAUGCGCUCUUUUUUUCCUCACGCAGAGCUCUUUUUCUCCUUCCUUCAAAAUUGUCAAUUCACUUUCCGAUUCGCUGCAAAUAUAGGAAUUUCCUUUUUAUCGAACUGAACUCUCGCCAAACUGAAAUCGAAAGCGAAUGGAUAUCAAAGUGGUAACUAAAUCGCGGAUUUUUAUGCAUUUAUGAGAAAUUUGGGUGUGCAAAAUUGCAUAGAAAAGACGUAUAAAAUAUCAAAAGUAUAAUGCCUCCUAUAAUGAAUUAUUAGUAGAUAAAACAAUUUUCCACCUAACUCUUAAAUAUAUUCUGAGAAAUAUGAAUUUGCAUAAAAAUCUGCUGCCUAGUGACAACGCAAUAGGAAACUAAGUCUAUUGCAUUAGACGAGAUAGUAGAUAUCGAUUACUAAAUGCAAAUAUCUUUUGAAACCGAUAUCUGGAAUAUAUCAUUUUGUUACUGUUAAAUACCUGAGAUUUUGUAACUGUUUUGAUCAUUUUUCUAGUGUUAUGUUAACUUUAUAGCACCUUGAUGUAAUACUGUAAAGUAGCCAUAUUAGAAUUGCAGUUAACAAGAAGUGAAUUUUGAUUUUCAGUUUUUACUGGCAACGAAUUGAAAAUAUGAAAUAUACGGUAUCAUAAAUAGUUGUAAGAAGCGUAUACUUUCUAAUUUCGUAAAACUAUAGGUAGAUAUAGCUUGGAAGUUCGUCAUUCCUGUAGUUACUAACCUGUGUAACUUCUCUAUUGAUAUAAACGCUUUUUAAAUGUUGAAAAUGAAAUUUGUUGGAUGCGAUGGAAGAUUUAGGUAAAAGGCACAAGCACACACCUUGCUACUGUCGACAGCGUCGGCGACUGCUGCAAACUCUCUCUUGCACGUGCACGAGACACAUAAACAUUUAAACGCGCGUGUAUGUGACUAUCUUAACACGAACGACUUUUACAAGUGAUAUUUUUCAAGAUAAUGAACUCUAAAUAUAUACGUUACUGUAUCUUUACUUUCUUCUUUGAUAGUUUAUAAUACUUAACAUAAAUAUGUAUGGAAUCAAAUACGAUGAAUCAUAUAUUUUUGACAAUAUUCGAAUCGAAUUAAAGCACACUGAGUCGGCGGUUCAUUUGACGAGAACGCCAUCUAGAUGUUCUAAAUAUAUUGUAUCAGAGGGCGCCAUUAGUUCGAGUGUUCACUUGUACUUAUAUAUGUGUAUGUUUCGUCUGCGUAAAUAUUGUGUUGUAAACUCCAGAAUAACAUUGCGGUUAUUUGAAUUUUUCAUGAAAUUUAUGUGGUACUUGUAGUUACAGAAGGUAAGAAUUUGUUUAACUACCUUUUUUUUAGCGUUUUCUAUGUAUAUUAUUUUUAAAAUAAUGUAAAAUUUACUAUAUGUGUACAAAUGAAUCAUUUAAUACAAUAGUAGUGUAAGUUAAAAAAGUUGAUUACUUUGUAAUGAGACGAUGAGAUAAAGCAAAGAUUCUCUAAAGGGUCAACUAGGCGAUUCUUACUUAUUUUACUAUCCACUGUGAAACUAAUACAGAUAUACUUACUUAUGUUUGAACGAGGGUUAUGCUUUCAAGAUUAAUGUUUAACUAAAAAGGUGAAAGACUGACUUAUACCACUUUUGCAUUAAACGGCUCAACAGUUUUAUAUUGUAUCUAUGACAAACGUAUUGUACAAAAAAAAUAGCAACAUAUGGAGGAAAAUAAAACUGCAAUACAUGAUCUUAAUAAAUUGGAAGUUAAAGACGUUUGGAAAGAAUUUUAUUGUCCAAAAUAUGUUACCCACCUUUGUCCUAAAACUGACAAAUUAUCAAAAGAAAUAUUAGAUUUCUACGAACAAUUAAAACUGGAUACUAAUUGUAUUUUACAAAAAUUGGACAAACUCAUAUCUGAUCCUAUAACAAGUGAUAGCAUAGUUCGCAUAUGCAGACUUUUAUAUGAUUAUCUUGAUAAAGUAGGAGAUGAUGGUUACAAAGUUACAGAUUUACCAUUGGUAAUAAAAGUAUUAAAGUUUUUGGGUGAAAAUGUUAAAAUGGUUAAAGAAUAUGAGCUACAUCUUGAUAGAAUGUUAGAGCUUUGUAAUGUACCACCCAUAUUAGAAAAGCUAUCUGAAAGUGUAAUUCAUAUUGAUAUAAUGGAACAAUAUUUUACAUUGUUAGGACAUCUUCUUGUAGUCUUACCUACAAAGCAGCAAACAUUAAAAAUUCAUAGGGCUCUUGAUUCUUUGUUAUUAAAAGAACAAGUGAGAAAUGUUCCUACAAUGAAAGUUGAACAUUGUCGUAAAGCUAUGGAAAACUCAAGGUUACCAUUAACUGUGACUGAAUUGUUGCAAGCUUCUUUUCUAAGAAUGUAUCCAAAAAUUUUAGAACUAGUUUUCUUACUUUCAUCCAUCUCUCAUAAAUGUUGUUAUAGAAUGCUGGAAGCUAAUAUACUCAAUGUUAUAUUUAUAAGAAUGGAUCUUCCUUAUGCAAUUCAAUUACAAUGUACACGGCCUCCUGACUUAUUGUUAGAUGGGGAAGAAUAUAGUGAUGAAACAACUCUUUUGAUAAUGAAUACUCUCUGGAGCUUGAUGAAAUCUAUUAUUUUUUCUAAUAAUAUGCCAAGAAAUUUAAGGGAAAAUUUGAAACCAACUCAUUGUGUUUUAUGGGGCCUAUGUUAUGCUUUCAAGCGACAGAUAUGUUAUAGCCAAUAUAGAAAGUUUAGUGCCAAGAUUAGAAAUGAAAUUGCUAUGAUUAUUCUUAUAAUUUCAAUUACCUUACCUUCUUGGAACCUUGUUAGUAGCGGUAUAGCUGAUGCUGUUAUUAAAUACUUAAUUGGAAUUGAAUUUGGGUCUACUACAAUAUUUUCAAAAGUGAUAAAAUUUGGUAGAACUACUGAUGAUUUGCAUUUUGAAAAAACUUUAUUAUUAAUUGUUACACAUUUAGCAGAAGUUGAUGCUUGUAUUUUUUUAAUGAUAAAGAGAAAACUGAUGCAAACUGUACUUCAAAUUGUUAAUCCAGAUAUUGAGGGAACAAAAGUUACUUGGAACACAUCUCAAUUUUGGGAUUUAUGGAUUCAUGCUGUAAAUGCUUUAUCUAUAUUGGCACCAAAAAUGCCAAAACAAUUCAUAGAAUAUGAUGGUGGUAUUAGAUUAUGUGUAAUGCUAGAAUGGUGUCUAAAUACAAAAUUUGAUAUCAAAAUAGUAAUGAAUUGUAUAAAAACAAUUUGCAUAAUUAUUCUAAGUAAUAAUAAAUAUUUAUUAGAAUACUUCCGAGAAUAUGGAAUUAUAUCAUCAUUAAUUAAACUUAUUAAGUAUAUCUUGAAAUUUGAAAAACUCAGAGAAAAGGAGCAAAAGGUUUUAACACUGGCAUUAAUAUCAGUUGAAAGACUCAUGAGAAAACAAAAAUUUUACCAUGAUAUAUAUGGAGAGUAUAGUAUUACAUUCAUCAUGAAACUAUUAUUUCGUUGUAUUUAUCAGAAAGGUAGUGAAUUCCAACUGGAUCAACGUCUUUUACUAGCAAUAGGCUCGUAUAUUUGGGAAUGCAUAAUAUGGUCUCCUAAAAGUCUUGAAAAAUUUAUUCGAUAUGGUGGUGUGUAUAUUAUCCUUGAUCUUAUUGAAAUUGUUCCAUAUUGUUCUCGUUGCUUAUUUCUUGCUGUUUUUACCGACAUGUGCGAUAAUUUUUUUUGUGGGCCAUUUUUAUGUACAUGGAGGGCUACUGAUAAAAGGACAGGGUUAAUGUCUUUACUAGCAAAAAUAUGGAGAGAAGAAGAAAUACGGAUUGAAGUUAAAAGAAAUGUGGAUGGCACUGUAAAAGACGUGAAAUUACCCCAAAUGAGUAAGAAGCAGUGGUUAAAUACUUACUGCAUAAAAUUAGCUAGAGAUAAUAGUCCAGCAAUAAUUGACAUGAUUGGUUCAGUUAGAUCAAAAAUAUUUAGUAUUUGCAAAAUAAUUGAAAGAGAUAAUGAAAAGUAUGAAAUGGCCAAGGAACAUUAUAAAAAAUUACAUGCUAAUCUUUCAAUGGAAGACAGAAUUACGAUAUCUACCAUAGAAUUAUAUUUUACAUUGAAAUUAGGUCAAGUAUGGAUAGAAGUUGCUAAAUAUUUUGAGCAAGUUGGCAUUACUCCUCUUGGUAUGGAUGGUCAAGCACUUUUUUUGAUGACUCAACGUUAUCUUUUGUGGGGUAAAAUGACAAAAGAGAGACAGGCCAGAAUAAUACAAUCUAUAGAAAAAGAGGAAGACAUAGAAGAAAAAGACGAAUAUGCAAGGAUCCGUAAUUCUAAGCUUAUUUUAGCAUUAGAUGCAUUUGAUGAAAUAGAUUAUAUGUAUAGAACGACAGAUAGAUCAUAUAGGAUAAAGAAAAAGUAUGAACAAAUACGACAAAUUAAUUUAGCUUUAAAGUUCCCAUCUAUCUCAGGUGAUUCGCAUUGUCAUAGGACAUUCCAAGAUAAAAUAAUGGUUACGGCUAUAUUUAAUCAACAUCAAACAGUAAACAGCGGUUUGACAACAGAUCCAUGUUUAAAUCAAAUGAAAUUGGGGAAAAUUCUCCCUAUUUCUCCUUGUGAUUCCUACAUUUCUGACAUAACAUAUGAUUCUGAAUUACUUCCAUCUUCUUUAUCAAAUACCUGUCUCUCUAACAUAGAAAAGUUCUUAGAAAAUUAAUAAUUCCUAAUAAUUUAAGAUGACAAAUUAAAAAUUUUAUUCAGUAAAUGCUAAAUUUUGUUUGAAUAAACUCCAUUAUUAUCGUCUUUGGAGACUAUAGAGAUCUUUAUUGCCGACAUGAAUAAUAUAAAUAUAAUUUUUCCUCUUUUUUAAAACAUUUUGAUAAUAAUUCAAAUACAAUUUAAAAAAUGAACUUUUCACCUUUAUCGAAUAAGAGAAAUUGAGGUAAAAUAUUGGUAUGUUUUAUUAUUUCCCUUUAAUCACCAAUAUUGAAUCCUUUGUCGGUGUUGUAAAAGAAAUCCUUAUUUAACAAAAGUUUUAACAAAUCAAUAAAAAAUCGAAAGUUUCCCCAAUAGAUAUAUCGGGCAAAGCUAGCGGCGACUUGAUUGGUUCCUAUCGCUUGAUUAUCUGAACUGUAGAUUCAUUAUCUAGAUAAUGUAACGGAUACUCUAGCUGGGGAGCGUAUGAAGAAUGCCGCGGUAAGUCAGUGAGUGCCAACAUGCCGUUCCUGCCACAAGCGAUCGUCGUUGUCGUUCUCAUCCGUCUGGUACCGGUUUAAAGACGUGUCGUGGAACGUGAAAUCAAGUGCUCGGCUCCCUGUCUCGUCUUCUCGCGUACAGUUCGUCCCUGCUCGUGAAUGAAA
Molecule: messenger RNA, 5340 nt
Organism: Bombus impatiens (common eastern bumble bee)
Lineage: Eukaryota; Metazoa; Arthropoda; Insecta; Hymenoptera; Apidae
Product: cilia- and flagella-associated protein 69
Exons: 11
Coding region: 1752-4697 (981 amino acids)
Biological process (GO): positive regulation of flagellated sperm motility
Cellular component (GO): non-motile cilium; sperm midpiece
Source: RefSeq, a predicted model, not a curated record